AUGCACGGCAAGGACGACCAGGCCCGGACCCGCGCCGUGGAGACGCUGCAGAAUUUGGCGCUGCCCGGGGACGCCUGGCCAGGGCUGCAGAAGCCCACCCGCCUGUGUGGACCCCACACACGCGCAGCCCGGUUGCCUUUGCACUUGGGAAAAGGCCUGUCGGUGAUGCUCCCCUGGACCCCCAAAGGGCUCAGGGCCUGCAGCCCCUCCCUCAGCCGCUCCCAGCCCACUGCCGGGCCAGGCGUGGUGGGAGGCUCCGGGGGACCCCCGCCCCGUCAGCUGGGGCUGCUCCACAGAAGGGAGCAGGGCUACUGGAAGCAGAGACAGGAUGAGCCCCAGCCAAAGAGCCUCUCCCAGCGGGGAGUCCAGACCCCAGUGGGGGACUGCCUGGGCCCUUGGGGGCUGAGCUCCAUCCCCUGGGGGGCCAGGGUUCCUUCUCUCCCCUUGACUCCCCUUCUCUCUGCAGGGGGACCCUCCACCGUGCUCUCGUCAGUGCCACUGCAGGUGCUGCUGUACCUGAGUGGGGCCUUCUGUAGCCUCCACCUCCUGGCCACGUUCCUCCUGCUGGUCUACAAGGCCCAGGCCUUCAGCUUCCCCCUGGACCUGGCCGCCCGUGACCUUGUACUGCUUCUCCUGCUCGCGGCCCUGCAAGUCUUGAGGCUGCGUCUGGGUUCCCAGGGCAACCUGACGGAGUCCGAGGGGCCGCUGGCUGCCAGCCUGGCCCUCACGGUGGGCAGCGCCCUGCUGGCUAUCUACUUCCUCCUCUGGCAGACCCUGGUGCUCUGGGUGGACUCGUGGCUAAGCACAGCCCUCCUGGUGCUGCACGGCUUGGAGGCCUGCCUAGAGCUGGUGGCCAUCGCAUCCUUCUUGCGCUAGCUGGGCCUCAGGCCUGGCCUGCCCCCACACCUGCCCUGUCCUGUUGGGUCCCAUGUUCUGGGGAUGCAGGAACCAGGACUGUCCUGGUCCUGGAGCCCCAGUGUGGGCUGGGGAAGGUUCUCAGUGGCUGUCCUUAUCUCCCAGACCCCAUCACCAACUACAAAGCCCCUAAUGCUAGAGGGGUUGGGGGCUCGCUCAGGGCCUGGGAGCGCACCCCAGGAAACAGCUGGUCCUGGCACCCCUGCUGGGGGCUGGGCCCUGCUGAGGGAGUGGUCCCAGAAAGCGCCCUGGCCUGGUCACUCGCCCCAUUCUGUUUGCACAAACUGUAUUCAAACACCUGCCCUCUCUCCUCUCACCUACUUUAAAAUAAACACGUUUCUGACCUC
Molecule: messenger RNA, 1262 nt
Organism: Suncus etruscus (white-toothed pygmy shrew)
Lineage: Eukaryota; Metazoa; Chordata; Mammalia; Eulipotyphla; Soricidae
Gene: TMEM80
Product: transmembrane protein 80
Exons: 7
Coding region: 1-876 (291 amino acids)
Biological process (GO): non-motile cilium assembly
Cellular component (GO): ciliary transition zone
Source: RefSeq, a predicted model, not a curated record